Molecule: messenger RNA, 4686 nt
Organism: Trichoplusia ni (cabbage looper)
Lineage: Eukaryota; Metazoa; Arthropoda; Insecta; Lepidoptera; Noctuidae
Gene: Cht7
Product: probable chitinase 10
Exons: 19
Coding region: 270-3239 (989 amino acids)
Biological process (GO): chitin catabolic process; carbohydrate metabolic process
Cellular component (GO): extracellular region
Molecular function (GO): chitin binding; hydrolase activity, hydrolyzing O-glycosyl compounds
Source: RefSeq, a predicted model, not a curated record
CCACGAAACGCAAGACUUUCCGUCGCAGCGCCAGUCCACGACUGUCUUUCAACCCGGACAGACGCCAGGACAGACAUGUCAUACAAAACGAUUUUUAUAUAAUUUUUCCUUUUCGAAUUUAGUUAUAUAGUAAAGUGAUCGAACUUGAAGUAAAACUUGUGGUUUUUUUUCUCCGUGUUUUUGUGACCGACUGUACUGAGUGCGGUACUGUGUUUAGUGCGGAUAUUUCGUUUUUUUUUGUACUGUGAUUUUCGUGGGAACCCGGAAAAAUGUGGCCACCAAGAUUGCUUCGGUGGACGUUCACAAUCCUGCUGAUAGCAGCCAUCCUUGCUCCAACAUCGAGCUCCACCAGCACCGUCCGCAGAAGACUUCGCAAGCCCAGCAAAGUAUCCACCUCGGUAACAUCCAGCGUAUCCAGAUCCUCGGACCAGAUCAUAUCAGCUAGUGUCAACAGGCCUAAGAUCCGUGGACGGCCCAACAUCGCCAGCAGGAAAUCUUCCGCUGCUAUUGACAACUCUGUGACCACAGACACACAUAAAGACAAAGAUGGAUAUAAGAUUGUUUGCUACUACACCAACUGGUCUCAAUACCGUACGAAGAUCGGCAAGUUCACUCCUGAGGACAUCCAGCCAGAUCUGUGCACCCACAUCAUCUUCGCUUUCGGCUGGCUGAAGAAAGGAAAGCUCAGCUCUUUCGAGUCCAAUGACGAGACCAAGGAUGGGAAGACUGGAUUGUAUGACAGAAUCAAUUCGUUGAAGAAGGCUAACCCUAAGUUGAAGACUUUAUUGGCUAUUGGUGGUUGGUCCUUCGGUACCCAGAAAUUCAAAGAGAUGUCCGCGACGAGAUACGCCCGACAGACCUUCAUCUACUCCGCGAUCCCGUACCUCCGCGACAGGAACUUCGACGGGCUUGACGUGGACUGGGAGUACCCUAAAGGCGGUGACGACAAGAAGAACUACGUGCUGUUGUUGAAAGAAUUACGUGAGGCUUUUGAAGCUGAAGCUCAAGAAGUGAAGAAACCUCGUCUACUGCUCACCGCCGCCGUCCCCGUCGGUCCCGACAACAUCAAGGGUGGAUACGAUGUACCUGCUGUUGCUAGUUACUUGGACUUUAUCAACGUGAUGGCCUACGAUUUCCACGGAAAAUGGGAAAGAGAAACUGGUCACAACGCUCCUCUAUACUCGCCCUCAUCCGACUCCGAAUGGAGGAAGCAACUGUCUGUCGACCAUGCUGCCCAUCUGUGGGUCAAACUUGGUGCUCCCAAAGAAAAACUUAUUAUUGGUAUGCCAACAUACGGACGAACCUUCACCCUAUCCAACCCUAAUAACUUCAAAGUGAAUUCUCCAGCCAGCGGGGGAGGGAAAGCUGGCGAAUACACAAAGGAAGGAGGCUUCCUCGCCUACUACGAGGUAUGUGAAAUAUUGAGAAACGGUGGUACUUAUAUAUGGGAUGAGGAAAUGAAGGUCCCUUACGCUAUCCACGGUGACCAAUGGGUCGGUUUUGAUGACGAGAAAUCUAUCAGGAACAAAAUGAGAUGGAUCAAGGACAAUGGAUUCGGUGGUGCCAUGGUAUGGACGGUUGAUAUGGAUGACUUCAGCGGCAGUGUUUGCGGUGGUGAUGUCAAAUACCCACUGAUUGGAGCUAUGAGGGAGGAACUCCGCGGUAUAUCUCGCGGUAAAGACGCAAAGGACGUAGACUGGGCCACAGUUGCCUCCAGCGUCCUCAUCGAGGAGACCGAAAAACCAGAACCAAUUAAGAUCAGCUUAGCCGAUGUCCUCAGCAAGGUCAAAACCAAGCCCACCAAGAACCGCAUUAUCAAGAACAACAACGCUGCUGUGCUUGACAAGAACAGGCGCGAACCUCAAAUCCUUUGCUACUUGACAUCGUGGUCUUCUAAGAGGCCGUCAGCUGGUCGUUUCCUGCCGGAAAACGUGGACCCUACCCUCUGUACCCACGUCAUCUAUGCCUUCGCCACCCUUAAAGACCACAAACUCGCUGAAGGAGAUGAGAAAGAUACUGAAAUGUACGAUCAAGUUGUAGCGUUAAGAGAAAAGAACCCCAAUUUGAAGAUCCUCCUCGCUAUCGGCGGUUGGGCCUUCGGCUCCACUCCCUUCAAAGAGCUGACCUCGAACGUGUUCCGUAUGAACCAGUUUGUGUACGAAGCAAUCGAGUUCCUCAGAGACUACCAGUUCAACGGUCUUGACGUCGACUGGGAGUACCCCAGAGGAGCCGAUGACCGUGCUGCCUUCGUGUCUUUGCUGAAAGAACUCCGUUUGGCUUUCGAGGGCGAGGCCAAGACCUCUGGCCAACCGAGACUGCUGCUGUCUGCUGCCGUGCCUGCCUCAUUCGAAGCCAUCGCUGCUGGCUACGACGUGCCUGAGAUUUCUAAAUACUUGGACUUCAUCAACGUUAUGACAUACGACUUCCACGGUCAAUGGGAGCGCCAGGUCGGACACAACAGCCCGCUCUUCCCUCUUGAGAGCGCCACCAGCUACCAGAAGAAACUUACUGUGGAUUACUCAGCUCGCGAAUGGGUGCGUCAAGGUGCUCCUAAAGAGAAGCUGAUGAUUGGAAUGCCGACAUACGGAAGGUCGUUCACCCUCAUCAACGACACACAGUUUGAUAUCGGAGCUCCAGCGUCUGGUGGUGGUUCUGCUGGCCGUUUCACAAACGAGGCUGGCUUCAUGUCCUACUACGAAAUCUGUGAGUUUCUCCGUGAAGACAACACCACUCUUGUGUGGGACAAUGAACAAAUGGUGCCUUUCGCCUACAGAGAUGACCAGUGGGUCGGAUUCGAUGAUGAGAGAUCACUUAAAACUAAGAUGGCGUGGCUGAAGGAAGAAGGCUUCGGUGGUAUCAUGGUCUGGUCCAUCGACAUGGAUGACUUCAGAGGAUCCUGUGGCACUGGAAAGUACCCCCUCAUCACAGCCAUGAAGCAAGAGCUCGGAGACUACAAAGUCAGGCUGGAAUACGACGGACCUUAUGAGUCAUCUAGCCCUAACGGACAAUACACUACUAAAGAUCCCAACGAAGUAGUCUGCGAAGAAGAAGACGGUCACAUCUCCUACCACAAAGACAGGGCUGACUGUACCAUGUACUACAUGUGCGAAGGCGAGAGGAAACACCACAUGCCUUGCCCCUCAAACCUGGUCUUCAACCCCAACGAAAACGUCUGCGAUUGGCCAGAAAAUGUAGAAGGAUGCACCCAUCACACUCAAGCUCCCGCCGCUAAACGAUAAGCAAUAGAGUAGCUGCUGUUUGCGAUUCAAAUAAGAAUAGGAUUAACCGCCAUAUUGGGUUGAGAAGCUGUCAAAAAUGUAGUAUGGACUUUUUUGGUGCCAAAAGUUUAAAUCAAAAUAAAAAAUACUUUUUGAUUUCUUGACAGCUCAUGAACACAGUUCACUGAUGUUCAUAAUGAAAUGAGGUUUGACAUUUGACGGUCGAGGUCCGUUCCUAUUCUUAUUUGAAUCGCUGUAUAAAUAUUUCAACUCUCGUUUGCUUAUAAAAUAACAGUUUAAAAUCAAUUGUUGGCGUAUUUAGGAUAUUAUUUGGUGUUUUAAGUCCCAUUAAGCUAUGUAAAUUGCAAUAAUUAUAAAUACAUAGUGUUCAAAAUUAGUUGUACUUAGAACCUAGAUGAUCUAUCUUCGAGAACUUUCUACAAACUAAAAGGUGUGUAAGUUUUAGUUUUUUUACUUUUAUAUUGAAAUUUGAAUUUAUUUAUGAAAGGUUUAUGCGCCAUUCUACUUAGUGCCACUGUGAUUGACUCAAACGAAAAUAUAUAAGAAAAUUUUUGUGGUCAGACAAAAGGACAAAAUACAAUUUUAUGUAUAUUUAAACGCCAAACACAGUAGUGCUUUUAAAGCCAACAUUGAUAAGAAAGACUUGACAUUCUGACUAUCUUUAGUCAGUUUAUUUAAUUUUCAACAGCAAAAUUUCGAUGAAUAAAUUAUUGUAAUAUUUUUAUGAACGUGACAGACCACCAAUAUGACUUAUGUAUUUUAUUAUUAUAUACUUCAUUAUUUAUUGGCGUUAGUUGGCUUCAAGGAUAGAGGAUGAAAGGAACUGUGUGAUAAAUGUAAAUUUCUCUAACAUUAUUAUUGUAAUUGUAACUUCUAGAUCUAUCUAUUGUUAAAUUAUAUUUCUUAGACUAGUUAUCGCUCUCCCAAAGGUACAUAAUUGAAAUUCAAAAAAUCUUUUUUUAUAUUUCAAUUAAAGUUACUGUUUUAUUAAGUAACAUUUCACUUAAUAAACAAACAGUGACUCAUUAAUAAGAUUUACUGUUUCAAGAUUUGACAGAAACAAUUUCAAUAUUUCAAUGACAAAUUCGCCUUAUGAUCGGAUAGUUACAAGACGUCUGAAUACUAAAAUAUCACUGAGUUCUAAGUCUUAGUUACGUCUCAUACUGUUUUUAUUCCUUUAAUAUGAGAAAUAGAAACGGAUAGACAAAAAAUAACACCCUAAAAGUUCAGAUUAUUUUUAAGAAAUCUUUUAAAUUUCAAACCGACCAUCCUGCAUGGUCAAACCAUCGAAAACAACACAAAUUAUGUAUCUUUCGGACUGUAUCAAGAUAAUAAUAAUUAUAACUAGGAAAUUGAAGCUUUUUGUACGUUUUAUAAUACGAAUACUCAACAGCAACGUUACACUGCCUAACACUGCCUUCAGGCCGAACUCGGGGACAGUGACAAA